Messenger RNA from Cariama cristata (Red-legged seriema), 966 nucleotides. It is a transcript of the gene CCDC42, whose product is annotated as coiled-coil domain containing 42. The transcript is spliced from 7 exons. Bases 1 to 966 code for a protein of 321 amino acids. Gene Ontology annotation, biological process: spermatid development. The record is from RefSeq and is a predicted model, not a curated record. Lineage: Eukaryota; Metazoa; Chordata; Aves; Cariamiformes; Cariamidae.
AUGGCCACCAUGACCAAUGAGGACCUGUUGGCUUAUUUCUGCAUGCAUUACAGGGAGAACUUCCUGCCCUUGCUCAGGAAACUCAGACUGACACAGGAGGAGUCCCUGUCUCCAUUUAUUUGCUUCCUGCAGAAAAGGAGACAAGCCCGACAGAUACAAGAGGCUCUGGAGGUGAAAGAAGAGGAAUUCAAGAAGAGGAUGCAAGUCCUAAGUUGCCGGUGGAGGGACCUCCAGGCCAAGGGGGCUCAGCUGAAAACCUACAUGGAGAAAUCUGAGCGGUUUCUAAAGGAAAACGAUAAGAUCCGAGUCCGAGUUCUGAAGAGAGUGAGCACAGAGAGAGAGGGGAAGAUGCAGAAGCAGAGUGAGCUUUGGAGAGCUAAGAGAGAACUGGAAGCCCUGAAAAACGAGCACCAGAAACUCCGCAACAAAGUGCAGAAGUACUCCAUCUUCAAAAAAUACCUGGAGGACGUGGUGGAGAUCUCACGGUUUGAGAAGAUCCAGGAAGUUGUUUGGCGCUACAGGAUGCUGAUGAAGACGCACAACAACCAGGUGCGGUCACAACAGGCGCAGAAGGACAUGUCUGAGCAAGCCAAGGUGCUCCUGGACCAGUACAUCGCAGAGAAAGAAGCUGAGAUGCUGCAGUACAAAACUGAGCUGGUGCAGCUCCAACCAUGUCUUGAGCAGGUUCAAAGUGACGUCCUGCCCUGGGAGGCUUGCUUGGCCGACAUCCAGAAUUCAGCUGACAUGCAAACCCUGAAGCUGGCGACCAUCAAGUUGGCCAUUUCCAACAUCUUCCAGUGCAUGAACAUGCAGCUGAAAGCAAACCUGGACGUGCCGGUGGAUGACAGCCACAGACAGCUGAACAUGAUUCAGCGUUUUAUCGAAGACCUCAGAGACAUCGCUAUGGAGCCAAAACAGGACGACACACAGAACCAGAGGCAAGCAUCUACACCUACGGAGCUAUAA